Haplochromis burtoni (Burton's mouthbrooder) is the source of this 3628-nucleotide messenger RNA. RefSeq names its product dihydropyrimidinase like 3 (gene dpysl3). Gene Ontology annotation, molecular function: hydrolase activity, acting on carbon-nitrogen (but not peptide) bonds, in cyclic amides. Gene Ontology annotation, biological process: actin crosslink formation. The record is from RefSeq and is a predicted model, not a curated record. Lineage: Eukaryota; Metazoa; Chordata; Actinopteri; Cichliformes; Cichlidae. The transcript is spliced from 14 exons. Gene Ontology annotation, cellular component: cytoplasm; cytosol. Bases 189 to 1916 code for a protein of 575 amino acids.
GUGCCUGGACCACAGACGCUCCUAUAGCACUCUGCGAGCCACUCCACAUCGCACUGACAAGAGGGGCGACUAUUCCUUGAAGCUCCCAUCCAGGCGAGGGCCGCUGCAGCAUCCAUAAACGGGGGAAUAUCGCUUUUAAAAGCUCGGUAUUUUUUUAAAAGAAAAGAAAAGGUGGAAUCGAACAGAAGAUGUCUUAUCAAGGAAAAAAGAACAUCCCAAAGAUCACAAGCGACAGGCUUCUGAUCAAAGGCGGAAGGAUUGUUAAUGAUGAUCAGUCCUUCCAUGCCGAUAUCUACAUGGAGGAUGGCCUCAUUAAGCAGAUUGGUGACAAUCUGAUUGUGCCUGGUGGUGUGAAAACCAUUGAGGCCAACGGGAAGAUGGUGAUCCCUGGUGGUAUCGACAUCCACACCCACUUCCAGAUGCCGUACCGUGGAACCACAACUGUGGAUGACUUUGCCCAGGGAUCAAAGGCCGCUCUUGCUGGUGGGACAACCAUGAUCGUGGACCAUGUGAUGUCAGAACCUGGUACCAGUCUGAUAGAGGCCCAUGACCAGUGGAGGCAGUGGGCUGAUGAGAAAGCCUGCUGCGACUACUCUCUCCAUGUGGACAUCACCCACUGGAAUGACAGCGUAAAGCAGGAGGUGGAUAAUCUCAUCAAGGAAAAGGGAGUGAACUCAUUCCAGGUGUACAUGGCGUACAAGGACUACUACCAGAUGAGCAACAGUGAGCUCUAUGAGGUCUUUACCUUCUUGGCAGAGCGGGGAGGCAUCGCUCAGGUCCACGCUGAAAAUGGCGAGAUCAUCGCUGAGGAGCAGGCCCGGAUGCUGCAGAUGGGUAUCACUGGACCAGAGGGGCAUGUGCUGAGCAGGCCAGAAGAGCUGGAGGCAGAGGCGGUAUUUCGUGCCAUCACCAUCGCCAGCCAAACCAACUGUCCGCUCUACGUGACACGGGUCAUGAGCAAGAGUGCUGCUGACAUCAUCUCACAGGCCCGGAAAAAAGGAAAUGUUGUGUUUGGGGAGCCAAUCACAGCCAGUCUGGGCACUGAUGGGACACAUUACUGGAGCAAGAAUUGGGCCAAAGCAGCUUCUUUUGUAACAUCACCUCCUCUUAGCCCCGAUCCUACCACUCCAGACUAUCUGAACACACUCCUGUCCAGUGGAGACCUGAGUGUGACUGGCAGCGCUCACUGCACCUUCAGCGUGGCCCAGAAGGCCAUUGGCAAGGAUGACUUCACCCAGAUCCCAGAAGGUGUCAAUGGAGUGGAGGAGAGGAUGGCUCUCAUUUGGGACAAAGCUGUGACUACAGGUAAGAUGGAUGAGAACAUGUUUGUGGGCGUCACCAGCACUAACGCAGCCAAGAUCCUGAACCUGUACCCUCGUAAGGGUCGGAUUGCUGUGGGCUCUGAUGCUGAUCUGGUCAUCUGGGACACGGACGCCAUUCGCACCAUCACUGCCAAGACACACAACUCAGCUGCUGAAUACAAUAUCUUUGAGGGCAUGGAGCUGCGUGGCGCCCCACUAGUGGUGAUUUGCCAGGGUAAGAUCGUUUUGGAAGAUGGAAACCUUCACGCCACCUCCGGAGUGGGCCGCUUCAUUCCCUGCUCUCCCUUCCCUGACUUUGCCUAUAAGCGUAUUAAAGCCAGGAAGCAGUUGGCUGUUCUGAGGGCAGUGCCCCGGGGAAUGUACGAUGGCCCAGUUUCUGAAUUCUCCAUGUCCCGUGGCGGUACCCCCUCAGCCUCGGCCCGUACUUCCCCAACCAAACAGCCUGUCAGAAACCUGCACCAGUCUGGAUUUAGUCUAGCAGGUAACCCUGCACCAUGCGGUCCUCCCACCCCUGAUGACAUCCCCAUCAGGCCUGCUGGAAGGCGCAUCGUAGUGCCCCCUGGUGGUCGUUCCAACAUCACAUCUCUCAGUUAAACAGCAGGACACGCAGAAAGAAAAUGACAACAGCCAGAGUGCAGGAUUGAAGAGGGGAGGGGGGAGGAGAUGCAGAGGACCACGAUUAUUUCAAAGUUACAAAAACAAACAAAAGAAAAAAGCAAAACACUGAAUCCUCAUGCCUUACCUGUCACAAUGCUACUAUGCUCAUAUGAGAAAAGUAUCCCUUUUCCUCUGGAAUGUGAACCAGCGUCAAGUAUAUAGAUGGUUGUGUUUUGGGAUUUUUUUUUUUUUUUUUUUUACUGAAAGUGUGAAAUUUCCACCAAAUUCACAUGACUGAUCUAAGUCUCAUUACUCAUCUAUGUGGAAUAGUUAUCUGGUACUUUGGCAAUGUGAAAACAUCAGGAAAACUCAGUAUAAUCACACAAAAACAAAACAAAAAAACAAACCCUGUUCGCAAAGGAAAACGGAUACCACAUGUCUCAGAAUGACGCUAUCGUUCGUUCAUCCUGUUCGGCUUUCAAUGUCACCCCUUUUCAGUAGCCUGCUUGCUCCAUAGUCAGCAAAACAUAACACUAGAUUCCACGGUAGCCAUGUAUUAUCUUGCAGUAUGUUUGGUUAGCUCUAGGUGGCAUUGUACAUAUGGUAGAUGUGAUGUAGCUUUGUGGAUGAUGUUGUUGCAGCUUGUUUGGGUUUCCUGGACCAAGUUAAAGGUAGUUAUCGAAUCUGAGGGCAGGAGUGCUGUCGGGCAUGGAGCUGCAUGGGCCGCAUUAAUAUGGGUGACGUGAUCCAUGAUACUGCUGCACUCCUCCUCUUUGCUUUUUGGUGACUACCAUCCCCAUGAUGUACUGUACUGAUUAUUGAUGUUUAAAAAAAAAAAAGGAAUAUGGACAAAUCUGCUUGGGAAAGAUUAUGUGAAAACAAAAGAAUAGAAAGAAGAAUUAUUAGAAACAUUUUUUUUUCCAGAUUUUUUUCUUAAUCCCAAAAAAACGUUUAUAUGAGUUUUUUGUUUCUUGCAUUCCAUCGUCACUAGAAAAAAAGAGCUUUGCGAGAAACCGUCCUUUGCAUUUGCUUCUAACUUACUGGCUGUUUCUGCAAUCCUGAAUCAUCUGGAAAAGGAUAAAGGGAGGGGAAAAAAGAUUAUGAAAGGAUGAUCACACGAAUUAAAAAUAAAUGUAACUGUCCCUUGUAACUACGACUUUAACUGAAGAGCUUUGCAACUGAGGGCAACAAAAAAGACUGAUGCAAUGAAUUGAUGAAGUAUAACAAACCUGCUUUAUGAUAACACUUUAGCUCUGGCUUUAUUUUUUCAUUCAAGACUAGGACAAGGGGAAGCCCGUCAUUCCCUCUGUCAUCACAGCAUAGCCCUCUAAUGCAGCACAUUUAACAUCAGCACGAAUAUAACUGAGCCCAGUUCAGUUUACCUAAAUACUCUGGAUGUGAUUGUGUUGGGGGGUGUUUGUGUUUUUUUCAUGUCUUUGCUGUUUCUUGAUAAGGCAGAGGAUUGCAGUGCAGUAAGGUAAGCUUUGUAUUCUGUUGUUGGCCCAUUGUGGGGGGAGAGGGGAAGACGAUUGUGUUUUUUUUAAUCUGGCAGGUGGUUUGUUGUAUUUAUGUUACUUUGACAACCUUUGUUACUGUUUUUAUGUUGUUUCUUUUUUACUGUUGUAUCGAAACCCAGAGAUGGCAGGUCAAAAAUACAGUGUGCUUUGGACGUAUGAUUUGUUUCCAGAAUAAACAUGAGUUGCAACUUA